CCCUUUGCUGCAGACGGAUCGUGCAGGAGUGCUCGGGUGUAAACAAAUCUACAAUCUAUCCAUUUGUUCUCCAAAGAUAUCAUGAUCAUAUGAAUGGAAAACACACGUCGCCUCUGGGGCGUUGACAAGGAGCAUCACAAGGGAAAGCGCUCGAGCUGCGGCCGUCCAGCGUUUAUCAAUGCCGCUCAACACAUCACCGCCCUGGCUGUUAGGUGAAGCGUUAUCUUAAAUUGUGUGAGAUUCACUUUCACGAUGGCGACACCUGCAGAACAGGACCUUGUGUUGGCGGAAGCAGAGGGCAACAAAGAGAGAGCGCAAGUGUUCGGGAUCCUCAGAUUGCAGGAGGAUAAAUCGGCCGGCGAGAAAGCGAGCAGCCCUGCCAUGAAAUCUGGAGACGGGAGAUGGCAGGCGCCCAUAUUCGCGCUAGCCAGAAAGGCUUCAGAAACCUUCUCUGGUGGCAUUCACGUCCUUCCCAAAGUGACAGAGCCUAAAACGUCGCCUUUUACCGAAGAAUGGGGUGCCAGGGCCUUUCGGGAUCCCAUGGCAAUGGAGCGAGCAAACUUGCUCAAUAUGGCUAAACUCAGCAUCAAAGGCCUGAUCGAGUCAGCUCUGAGCUUCGGACGAACUCUGGACUCUGACUAUCCGCCUCUGCAACAGUUCUUUGUUGUCAUGGAGCAUUGCCUGAAACAUGGCCUCAAGGUGAAGAAAUCGUUUCUUGGAUACAACAAGUCAUUGUGGGGGCCUCUGGAGAUGGUGGAGAAGCUUUGCCCAGAAGCAGGAGAAAUCGCAGCCAGUGUACGAGACCUUCCUGGCCUGAAGACUCCUCUGGGCAGAGCCAGAGCGUGGCUGAGACUGGCACUGAUGCAGAAGAAAUUAGCCGAUUACCUUCGCCUCCUCAUCACCAGGAAAGACAUACUCAGUGAGUUUUAUGAGAGCUCAGCGGUGAUGCUGGAGGAGGAAGGCGCUGUCAUUGUUGGGCUCCUGGUGGGACUCAACGUCAUUGAUGCAAACUUGUGUGUGAAGGGUGAAGACCUCGAUACGCAAGUUGGCGUAAUAGACUUCUCCAUGUACUUGAAGAAUGACAUUGAUGACUACAGAAGUGAAGAAAGGAAUGGACAGAUUGCAGCUAUUUUGGAUCAGAAGAACUAUGUUGAAGAAUUAAAUAGGCAGCUGAAUUCUACAGUGCAAGGCUUGCAGGGACGUGUGGAGUCAUUAGAAAAAAACAACUCCAAACUCAUAGAAGAGUUGGCAAUAGCAAAAAACAACAUAAUCAAACUGCAGGAAGAAAACCACCAACUCCGAACAGAAAAUUCUGUCAUUCUAAUGAAAGCACAACAACGGCUUGCGGUUACCGAAGGAGAUUUGAACUGUGAGUUGGACACGUACAAGCAGUCAAGGCAGGGCCUGGAUGAAAUGUACAACGAGGCGAGACGCCAACUCAAAGAGGAAUGUCAGCUCCGGCAGGAUGUGGAGAACGAGCUGGUUGUGCAGGUGAGCAUGAAGCAGGAGAUGGAGAUGGCCAUGAAACUGCUAGAAAAGGACAUCCAUGAAAAACAGGACACUCUGAUUGGACUCCGGCACCAGUUAGAUGAAGUAAAAGCCAUCAAUGUGGAGAUGUACCAAAAAAUGCAGUCUUCAGACGACAGCAUGAGACAGAAGAAUGACAUGAUCGCACGAUUGGAGGAGAAGACCAAUCAGAUUACGGCAACUAUGAAGCAACUAGAGCAAAGCGACAAAGAUCUCCUCAGCCAGACAAGAACUCUUGCUAUGUCAUUUGUAAAAUGCGCUAGCACAGAUACUGAGCACCAAUACAAGCUUGUCAAAGAUAUUUCCUUCUGAUAUUAGGAUAAAUUUGCUUUUCGAUACUUAACAUACUUGGUUGUGUGGCGAUCCGCAGUGUUAAUGAUCGUUCUUCACUAGGCCCCUUUUAAAGUGCCCCUGUCGUGCUAUUUUAAAUGUCUUGUUUCUCUUUUGGAGGUCUUCUACAGUAGGUUUACAUCUUUUAAGAUCAAAAACAGGUUAAUUUGAUCAUAAUAUACAUUCCAGCAUAACCGCUUUUCUCAUAGUGCCUGAAAUGGUUCAUUUACGGAUCUGGUCUCUCUAAACCCCGCCUUUCUGAGAGUCUACUGUUCUCUGAUUGGUCAGAUGACUCAGUCUGAUUCUACUUGUUUACCAUUUACAGUGCAAAUCAGAAUCUAAACGUGCAUCACAAUAACUGAAUUUCAAAUCCAUAGGCUUCCUCUCCAUUUGUAAACACAAGGUGCGUCCCAAAUUGCAUACUUCACUAUUCUACACCAUUUUGUAAUAGUGUAAGUAGUGCGUUCACACUGAAAACUCUAAAAAUAACAAGUGCACUUUAAAUACUUGGAUGGAGCACUUAUUCAACCAGUAAAAUAAAGUGUGUAUUGUUGGACAUUUAAAGCAUUCAAUGCGCCGCUGCUUUUGCUCACAAAGCGGAAGAGGCGGAGCUAUCGGGUGCUCAUGUCAGAUUACUUAUUUUGGAUUGUGAACGCAAAAUUCUUCUACGAGAGUGAUUAUACCGCCUUCCAAUGGUGAAUGCGGUAAUACUAAUGCGGCAGGUAUUAUUUGGCAGUUUGAUCAUUUAUUUCACUAAUAUGGCAACCGUCAAACGUAAUCAGGGACACGGUUUGAAUUUCCGCUUAGUAAAAAAAAACAUUAGUGUUCCAUUUGGGACGACACUACAUUCAAAUACUAUGCUGUUCAGCAUGUAAGUGCAUAGUGUGCCAUUUGGUACGCAGCCACAGUGAUGUUAACAGUAACAGUGGCUUUGCUUUUACUGUAUAAAUUCAAGCAUAUGCUGGCAAAUUGUAAUUACUUUCACAAAAAAAAUUGCUUUCUUUUUAUCUUUUUUACAUGUUGAAAACACAACCUCUUCCAGGCCUCAGAUAUAACCACAGUGUUUGGGGGUCAAAGUGGAAGUUGUUCACAAUAAGCCAUUGAUUUGUUACAAAUCUGUAUAGAUCUGUGUUAAAACGUACAACUUGUUUCAGGCAUUUUCGAAUUAUUAUUAUUAUUUUUUUUUUGGGAAGCAAUUACGUUUUUCAUUUACUUUGAUCUUUUAUAUUCACAUAUUGCUAUGUUAUACACUAUAUCAUACAGUAGGUAAUAGAAAAAAAGCAUAAUUGGGGCACUUUAUUUAAUGAUGGUGACUGUUUUUCCACAUACUAUUUAGUGAGCAAAUACUUCAUGUGGUUCUCUAGCAUAAAUAUGUACCUGUGACAUUUAAUAGUCAAAGAAACCACAAAUAUGACGUGUCUUUUAUCACAGUCUUCAAUAAAUUCGAUGUUUUCCACUA
Messenger RNA from Danio aesculapii, 3316 nucleotides. RefSeq names its product RUN and FYVE domain containing 2 (gene rufy2). The record is from RefSeq and is a predicted model, not a curated record. The transcript has 13 exons. The coding region runs from base 253 to 1839 and encodes 528 amino acids. Gene Ontology annotation, cellular component: cytoplasm. Gene Ontology annotation, molecular function: metal ion binding. Lineage: Eukaryota; Metazoa; Chordata; Actinopteri; Cypriniformes; Danionidae.